AUGGUUUUAUGUUACCAAUUUUUUUUCUUCCUUAGUUUGGAUGCUCUUCCACGAGUCACAUGUCCAAACCAUCCUGAUGCAAUUUUAGUGGAGGACUACAGAGCUGGUGAUAUGAUUUGUCCCGAAUGUGGCCUGGUUGUAGGUGACCGAGUUAUUGAUGUCGGAUCUGAGUGGAGAACAUUCAGCAAUGACAAAGCAACAAAGGAUCCAUCUCGAGUUGGAGAUUCUCAGAAUCCUCUUCUGAGUGAUGGAGAUUUAUCUACCAUGAUUGGCAAGGGCACAGGGGCUGCAAGUUUUGAUGAAUUUGGCAAUUCUAAAUACCAAAAUCGGAGAACAAUGAGUAGCUCUGACCGAGCCAUGAUGAAUGCAUUCAAGGAAAUCACUACCAUGGCAGACAGAAUCAAUCUCCCUAGAAAUAUAGUUGAUCGAACAAACAAUUUAUUCAAGCAGGUGUAUGAGCAGAAGAGCCUGAAGGGAAGAGCUAACGAUGCCAUAGCUUCUGCUUGUCUCUACAUUGCCUGUCGACAAGAAGGGGUCCCAAGGACUUUCAAAGAGAUAUGUGCUGUAUCACGGAUUUCUAAGAAGGAAAUUGGUCGAUGUUUUAAACUUAUUUUGAAAGCUUUAGAAACAAGUGUGGAUUUGAUUACAACUGGGGACUUCAUGUCCAGGUUCUGUUCAAACCUUUGUCUCCCUAAGCAAGUGCAAAUGGCAGCUACACAUAUAGCCCGUAAGGCCGUAGAGUUGGACUUGGUGCCAGGGAGGAGCCCAAUAUCUGUGGCGGCGGCAGCUAUUUACAUGGCGUCACAGGCUUCAGCUGAGAAGAGGACCCAAAAAGAAAUUGGAGAUAUUGCUGGUGUUGCUGAUGUAACCAUCAGACAGUCCUACAGACUCAUCUAUCCUCGAGCCCCAGAUCUGUUUCCUACAGACUUCAAAUUUGACACCCCGGUUGACAAACUACCACAGUUGUAAGUGACGGUCGCUGAUGCCAGACUCUGGUGAACGCUGAACUUUGCCUGUUGUUCAUUGCCUGUUCAGUGCCGGAUUGAGCCUUUCACGGAGAAAAAGAAAAGAUAUGUUAUGCAUUCCAGGGCUAUGAGUCUAAAUUGCUUGGCUUUCUAUACAUAUAUAUUAGUGAAACGUAUUUAAUGACUUAAAUUUCUUAAUGAAUUUGCUUUCUUUUGUAGCACUCUAGGAAACUAUUUUGGAAGAUAUUUGAAAUGAUGUCAUUCUUGAAUAAAACAUUUUUCAAAAUUGAAAUUUUUGUUAUAAUUACAAGUUAUAUGUAAUUUAUAAUAUAUAAUUACAAAUAGUGCAUACUGUAGCUAAUAAAACUGAUAGGGGUCUAUUUUUCCCAUUAUUUUUCUUUAUUAUAUGUUUUAUUUUAAUAAAGUUAUGGAAAUAAAGACUUCUGGAAACCGUU
This is a messenger RNA of Echinops telfairi (small Madagascar hedgehog), 1420 nucleotides long. It is a transcript of the gene GTF2B, whose product is annotated as general transcription factor IIB. Gene Ontology annotation, molecular function: TBP-class protein binding; RNA polymerase II general transcription initiation factor activity. The record is from RefSeq and is a predicted model, not a curated record. The transcript is spliced from 7 exons. NCBI's taxonomy places the organism in Eukaryota, Metazoa, Chordata, Mammalia, Afrosoricida, Tenrecidae. Gene Ontology annotation, cellular component: transcription preinitiation complex; nucleus. Gene Ontology annotation, biological process: transcription initiation at RNA polymerase II promoter; transcription preinitiation complex assembly. Bases 1 to 969 code for a protein of 322 amino acids.